Molecule: messenger RNA, 2098 nt
Organism: Misgurnus anguillicaudatus (oriental weatherfish)
Lineage: Eukaryota; Metazoa; Chordata; Actinopteri; Cypriniformes; Cobitidae
Source: RefSeq, a predicted model, not a curated record
AUGAGAGGACUGAAUUACAUUGACAAUUUCAAUAUCUUCUGGAGCCAAAGGCAACUUUUUAACACAGAUGGUAUCCACCCAAACAAACUGGGUGCUAGGUUGCUUAAAGACAAUAUCUUUUUCUCCAUGCAUCAUUCAUCAGCUGAGUGUGCCAGUCCACUAUUGAACAGCGGAAAUGACCACAGGAUUUUACACCAGCACCUGGAUGGACAUUCAGAAGACAAGGAUAAAACUCUGCAGUCACAACUACUGUUCACAGACACAGCUCAGGCUGAGCCCUGCCCACAGACCUCGCUACAGCUGGAUUGUGAAUCAACACCCAAGGACGUUUCUGUUGAUAAUGACCAGAGGAAUGAUAACACUCCCUCCCAGCCUUCAGGAACACCAGAAUCACAGCUGAUGUCGUCACACUCUCUCUCCCUCUCUCCAACAUCACCACUUCUGGGCUUUUCAGAGAAAAUGGAGAAACUUGUAUCUGCUGGAACAAAGCUCUCCCACUCUAUUGCUGCGAGUCCCCAAAUAUCAAGCAAGAAACGGCGGGCUCCUCAACCACCAAAGCCUUCGGGCCCAGCCUGCCCUCCCCCUCCAUCUGAGAGAGCACUCCGACCUCUGCCUCAACGUCAGGGAUCACACCAGCCCUCAUCUGCAAACAGCACUGAUAGACCAACACCUCGAGUGUCUGUUUGGCCUGGUGAAGAUGUAAUCAUUGGAGAAACUGUCACUCUCACAUGUGUCAUCAAUGGAGGAGGAGUCAACAGCUGGCAGUAUAGCUGGUAUAAAGAUUCACCGUCAUCCACUGUCAGUAACCUCCAGAAUUCAAUCACAAUCAAUUCUGUUACUGAGCCUCACACAGGUCAAUACACCUGUAAAGGAACAGAGCCCAGUGGAUCACGAUAUUCACACAUCAGUAAUGCAGUUACACUGACAGUAUCAGCUUUACCCAAAGCUACAGUGGGAGUAACACCAGACAGACCUGUGUUCACUGGAGAGACAGUCAGUCUGAAGUGUGAGAUAGAGGAUCAGUACAGCUCAUUAAACUGGACAUAUCUUUGGUAUAAGGAUGGUGUUUGGAAUGUGUUUAAGCAUUACACUGUAAACAGAGACUCUCUCACUAUCAAUGGAGUUACUGAAUCUGAUCAGGAUAAGUACUGGUGUAGAGGAGAGAUACACGGACGACCACAGACUUCACUAUCAAGCUCUGCUGUUUAUCUCACUGUGAAUGCUUUACCCAUUGCUACAGUAAGCAUAACACCAGACAGACCUGUGUUCAUUGGAGAGACAGUCACUCUGAAGUGUGUGAUAGAUCAGUACAGAUCAUUAAACUGGAGAUAUCUGUGGUAUGAAGACACAACUACAGUCUCUAAGUUUCAGCGUUACACUGUAAACGGAGACUCUCUCACCAUCACUGGAGUUACUAAAUCUGAUCAGGGUCAGUUCAUGUGUAGAGGAGAGAGAGUUGGACGACCCCAGACUUCACAAUCAAGCUCUGCUGUUCAUCUCACUGUGAAUGGUGAGUUCAAUGUUGCUGUAAAAUAGCAGGGAUGUGAUUUUUCCGUAUAAAUAAGGAUUUCCGUAUUUUCUGACCUUGGUGGGAUGACCCGUCUGAAUCGCGUAAAUCCGAUGAGUUUUUUUUUUAGAUGGGGGGGUAAUCACGCACGUGUUGUAUGCCCGUGUUGUUGCAAGUAGUGGUGUGUCGUUCAUGAACGAUUCGUUCAUUUCGAACGAAUCUUUAAUAUGACUCGGGACUAUCGGGUUGUCUCAGAGAGUGAUUCGUUCAUUUUGUGUUGACCGCGCAUGCGCAUUGCGCAACAUAUGGGUUCUGAAUCUGAAACAGAAAUGAUUAGUUCAUCAUUCUCUUGAGUCUCGAGUUCGGGACAGGUUCGAGUCUUUUGUUCUUCCUGUCAGUCCCAUAGAGGCUAUGCUACCAGUACCGGAAAGAGAAAUGAUUAGUUCACCUUUCGAGUUCGGGUUCGGUCGGGUCCGAGUCUUUCGUCCUUCAAUAAGAUGGAACUUUUAUUUUUCAAAUAAAGUUUUUGGACAUAUUUAGUAUUUUAAUUACUAAAUAUAAAACAAUAUAGGAUACAUUUAGACGCAAUCA